This is a messenger RNA of Entamoeba histolytica HM-1:IMSS, 1101 nucleotides long. RefSeq lists its product as uncharacterized. Gene Ontology annotation, molecular function: calcium ion binding. Gene Ontology annotation, biological process: endoplasmic reticulum calcium ion homeostasis. The coding region runs from base 1 to 1101 and encodes 366 amino acids. Gene Ontology annotation, cellular component: endoplasmic reticulum. NCBI's taxonomy places the organism in Eukaryota, Evosea, Mastigamoebida, Endamoebidae. The record is from RefSeq and is a predicted model, not a curated record. The transcript has 2 exons.
AUGAAAGUACUGUUACUUACUAGUCUUUUACUUCUUUCAACCCUUGCUCAAGAAACAAAUGAAGAGGUACAAGAUUUUAAUGAAGAAGAAAAUUUACAAAUAUCACAUUCUGAAUUUGUUAGACCUAGAAAACCACAACCAGCUUCUGAACGAAAAGACUUACAUUCCAAAAGUUAUAAAAUGGAAUAUAUUACAUUAUUCUUUGUGAUUAUAUAUUUUGUAUAUUUCUUUAUUGGUAAAUCUAGUAAUACUAGUGUAGUAACAGAAUAUGCACAUUUUGCUCAUGCUGCAAUAUUUAAAUACUUUAAAAAAGGAAAUAGGAAAUCAGAAGUUCCUGUUGGAAUUAUGAGUGUUUCAUGUAAUAAAUUUGUUAUUGAAUGUUAUGAUCAUCCUUUAAUAAAAGGCGCUUGUCUUAAUUUCAAUUUGGUGAAAAGACAAGAACUCUUUAAUCAUCUUUUUUCUCUUAUUACUAAACAACAAGAUGAAUUAAUAAUUGAUGUUGUGUUCAAUAAAGGUAUUGCACCACCUUGUAUUUAUGGUAUUUGUAAAAGUAAACAAGAAAAAAAAUUAAGAAAACAAUAUUCAGAAAUUUCAAAAUUCUGUAAAACUAGAAAUGGAGCACAAAUGAAAUUAUCAGAAAAAUAUGUUGUUUUUAGUGAUGCAUUUGAUUCAACAGGAAUUUUAAAUCAACCAAUGAUUGAUUUUAUCAAUUUAUAUGAAAAAGAAUUUAAUUAUUUCAUCUUAUCUGAUCAAUCCACAUCAGUUUGUGAUGAAAAAUCUUUAAUGAGAUGUAGUAUUAAAAUUUGUAAUGGAGAAAUUAUUUCAAAAGCUACUGACCUUAUUUUUGGAUUAGCUAAUUCUAUUAAUAAAGUGACAAUUAAACCUUAUCUUCUUGAAAAAUGUAAAGCAGUUAGAGCAGAAAUUCAAGAAGAAGAAGAAAAGGAAAGAGCAAAGAAAAUCAGAGAAGAAAAUGCUGAAAGAAUAGAAAAAGAAAAGGCAAUGAAGAUUAAUGCUAUGACACCUGAAGAAAGACGAAAAUAUGAAGAAAAACAAAGAAAUAAACUUGUUAAAAGAAAACAAGUAAAAGUAAGAAUGGGAUAA